AUGGCUACAAUAUCGCUGAGUCAAAUGUCAACCAAUUUUCGAAUCCAAAACCAUAGCCCUGUGGUUGAAGAGAUCAGUGGAUUGAUUCGCGUUCACAAAGAUGGCUACGUAGAAAGACCUCCAGUUGUACCUCAUGCUUCUUGCAUGGUACCCUCAGAGCUCAAGGUUGUAGCCAUAGAUGUCACAAUAGACAAAUUUACUAACUUGUGGGCACGUAUUUAUUCCCCUAGCAACCAACAAUAUUUUUCAUCAAAACUGCCGGUGCUAGUUUACUUUCAUGGAGGUGGGUUUUGUGUCGGAUCGGCUUCUUGGGCUUGUUACCAUGACUUCCUAACAAAUCUUGCUCGGGUCACUUGUUGUGUCAUUGUAUCGGUAAAUUACCGUCUUGCCCCUGAAAACCGGCUUCCAGCUGCCUACGAUGAUGGGGUCAAUGCCGUAUUAUGGCUAAAACAAGAGGGUCUAAAGGGAACUGUUAAUGAGCUCAAACGGUGUGAUCUUUCAAGCUUAUACCUAGCCGGUGAUAGUGCAGGUGCGAAUAUCGCGUACCAUGUUGCAAAACGGCUCUCAUCUAUAUCGGUUUUGUCACCGAAGGGAGUUAUUUUGAUUCAGCCUUUUUUCGGGGCUGAAUCGAGAACCGUGUCCGAGAAGCAGUUAGCGCAAGCAGCUAACUCUGCGCUGACACUAUCGGCUUCUGAUACGUAUUGGCGCCUUGCCCUCCCUGUUAAGGCCACGAGAGACCAUCCAUGGUGCAACCCCUUUGCCAAGGGUGCACCAAGAUUGAGUGAUCCAAAGCUUUUCAAGACCAUGGUUUGUGUGGCUGAGUUAGACAUAUUGAAAGAUAGAAACUUUGAGUUGGCAUCGGCCUUAGCCGGUGUAGGUGCAUCGGUGCAAACCGUAAUCUACAAAGAUGUUGGUCAUGCGUUUCACGUUUUGCAUAAUUACCCAAUGGCUCGGGCCCGAAACCACGAGAUGAUGAUUCAUCUUAAGGGUUUCAUCAAUCAAUAA
This is a messenger RNA of Lactuca virosa, 1005 nucleotides long. Lineage: Eukaryota; Viridiplantae; Streptophyta; Magnoliopsida; Asterales; Asteraceae. The record is from the annotation of a GenBank genome assembly.